AUGACGCCAACCAACAAGGCAGACAGAGGACUGCCAUCUCGGCUUCUAUCAACGAGCCAGCACUACAUUGCGCUCGCAUUUCACCGGUUUCAGCAGCUGCAUCUUUUUGGAAAGAUCCUCGUCUGCCUAUUGUUCCUGUUCUAUCUCGCCCUUGGACUCUUUAUCGUUGUCGUCACUCCAGCUCGUAUCGCCCAGUUCCUCUACGAUGGAGCCCAGAAACUGAACAAUCUACCGUUCGGAUGGGCUUUAAUUGGACUGGUUAUCGUGAUCAUCUCGAUCCCUCCUAUGAUCGGGCAUACAACAAUGCUUCAUGUCUGCGGUUUUGCCUAUGGCCUUAAGGGGUUCCCACUGGCAGCGGCUGCAUCCGUCAUCGGCUCUUCCGCUGUAUUUCUUGCCUUGCGCUUCUUGUUCGGCAAGAAACUUCGUGCAUGGUCUUCAAGCAACGACAAAUGGCAAGCUCUCGAGACAGUCAUUAAUGCCAAGGGCCUUCCAUUGAUCAUCCUUAUUCGGGUCUCGUCGUUCCCUCCUUGGGUAUAUUCGAAUACCCUGUUUGCGUCCAUCCAAACUGUGUCGAUCUGGCAGUUCGUCGUGGCUACUAUCUGUAUUUUCCCAAGAUUUCUUUUGUAUGUCUUCAUCGGAUCGCGAAUGGCUGCCUUGUCCGAUGGUAAUCAGAGAAACAAGAUGGACACUCAAACCAAGAUCAUCAAUGGUUUCUUGAUCGCGGGUGGGUUGACGAUCAGCGUCAUUGCCAGCUGGAUUGUCUACACCCUCAUGCAGAGGCAGCUAAGACAGUUGUCUCCCGAGCUCGAUGAGCGAGUUGAAGAAGCCUUAGAGAACGCGGACGAAGGCGCCCCGCUGUUGCAUAGCUUGUCUUGA
Molecule: messenger RNA, 876 nt
Organism: Heterobasidion irregulare TC 32-1
Lineage: Eukaryota; Fungi; Basidiomycota; Agaricomycetes; Russulales; Bondarzewiaceae
Exons: 7
Coding region: 1-876 (291 amino acids)
Biological process (GO): vesicle-mediated transport; mitotic spindle elongation
Cellular component (GO): Golgi membrane
Source: RefSeq, a predicted model, not a curated record